Molecule: messenger RNA, 364 nt
Organism: Dendronephthya gigantea
Lineage: Eukaryota; Metazoa; Cnidaria; Anthozoa; Malacalcyonacea; Nephtheidae
Product: lipopolysaccharide-induced tumor necrosis factor-alpha factor homolog
Exons: 2
Coding region: 1-300 (99 amino acids)
Molecular function (GO): zinc ion binding
Source: RefSeq, a predicted model, not a curated record
AUGGCUGGAAGUUCUACGCAUGAGUACAAUGCUGUUACUUUUCAACCUGUCAAAAACCCUGAAUUGGUUUUCGGGGAAACACCAGUUGGAACUACAUGCUUGUUUUGCCAAAAUACAAUUGUAACAAAGAUUGAUUACGUUGAUGGAACUCUGACCUAUCUUGCAGCAUCUGUUAUAUGUGGAGUAGGCUGCUGGUUUGGCUGCUGUUUGAUUCCAUUUUACAUACGCAGUUGUAAAGACGUUCUUCAUCUUUGUCCGUACUGUGGAUCUGCUGUUGGAAAAUACAACCGACUGUGUUAAGCGCUAUAAUAAUAUGCUGUAAGAUUAAUUUUGCUUUGCUCCGAUUAAUAAAACUGUUUGACGU